ACUGAUCAGAACAAGUUCGCACAAUAGAGCAUUCUUGUGUAGGAUUGUGCAACUGAGAAAGCGGCUCUGAGUUUCAGUGUAAUUAUUACUUACAGUCGGUGCCUCCGGUUGUGAGUGUGAGUGUGUGUGUCCGAGAGAGAGUUUCGUACGCAGGCCUGUGUGUGAUGGGGCUGUCGGUGUUUUGUAGGGUACAUAUGUGUGUGUCAGGGCGCGAGACAGACAGAGAACCAGAAACUGAGAGAGACUGUUGAGAGGUGCGUGUCCCAUCCUCUCAGCCAAACCUCUCCUAGACGUCACACCAGCUUAUUAUAGGAACAACGUUGUCGGGUAUAGGACAGAAAAAAAAAUUGGACCUUCCCCUUUCUCCAAACUCCGGGGCGGUGAGUGUGACAGAUCGAGGAGGACAGAGAGGGAGAGACAGAAAAAAAACAGAGAGAGAGAGCGCGCACGCGAAGAACCCAGCACCGCAGCACAGCGGUUUCCUCACCGAUAGGAACGGACUAUAGCAGCCUGGCUGGUAAAGACCGAAAGCAGCUUAUUGAUCCCAGGACAGGAACUCCUCAGAGUGAUCAGAGUGGUAGUAUGCGGGUCGGCGUUUUGUUCAGGCUUUGUGUGUUGUGGGGGUUUGUGGUCGUCACAUCCUCCCUGACAAAAGCUGUGAAGAAAAAGGGGACAGGCCGGAGGUCCAGGCAGGUGUUUGGAGCUGAGCCCCCUGAGGGGGUGUGGUCUCCGUGGGGGGAGUGGUCAACAUGCUCUCAGAGCUGUGGAGUAGGCGUGGCUCAGAGAACCAGGAAGUGCCUGCCUCCACCUCCUCGCCAAACUCCGCCCCUCUCCCACGCCCCCCCUAACUGGGGCGGCUCUUUCCUGUCCUCCUCCUCUUUGUUUACUCCUGGGGGGGUCGGGGCCCCCGUCGCGUCGGCCGGUCACCCCUACUAUCCCCCUCGUUACCCCGGCAACCAGCCGGCCCAGCACGGGGGAGGAGCCGAGCCAGAGAGACAACUUCCUCCUUAUUAUUCCCCUGCUCUCUCAGCCAAUCAGAGUCCAGGAUUGUCUCUGUACCGUGACACGCCUGUAGCAGACGGGGAAGGAGGCGUGUCCAAUCCAGCUCUUCCCUUCCACCGGCCGGAAUUCUCAGCUGCCAAUCAGGAGCAGCCGCCAGUGUCUGUCUAUCGUUCACCACCAUAUCCUGUUGCUCCACAUGGCUACAACCAACCAACACGGAUCUCUAGGAGGCCGGCCAAUCCAAGCACAGCGAGGGGCGGUGGGGGAGGUAACAGAAGGUCAGUCUCCACCAAUCGGGAGGCUUUGCCUGCCAGGAGGUCCUCCUCCAUCCGUCCUGGGCAGUUUGGGUACGGCAGGGUUCCCUUCUCUCUACCGUUACACCGGCCCAACCGGCAGGCCCGCCACACCGCCAACGGAACCGCGGCAACCCCGGGAGCAGACACGGCCGCUGAUGUCGAGGACACGGACGGAACCGGCGAGGACGAAACGGAGAGGGGCCGGGCGGAGAAACAGAGGGAAGGAAGGAGGUCAAGAGUGGAGGAGGAGAGGAGGAAGGAGGAGAGGAGGGAGGAGGAGAGGAGCACAGAGGAGGAGGGAGGUACGGAGUCACCGGCUGAGGGGUCAACAGCUGCGGCGGUGAAGCCGGUCAGGCCGGAGCGACAGACGGACAGACACCUCCACACACACGCUGCAGCGGGGCGAGGGAGGGCAGGGGACAGAGGCCCGCCUCAGUCACGUCCUCUCCCACCCAGCCGACGAGCGUUCGACUGGCACACGGUCACCGCCCCUCCCCCGCCUCUCCACCCCCACUCCCCCCCCCUCUCUCACCCCUACUACUCCUCCCCCCUCCACCGCCCCGUCCCCCAGCACAGAGAGAGAGAGCCCCAGUCUGGUUACAGCCCCCAGGCCCCGCCUCCCCACGCCAGGCCCCCCCAGCCCAACAUCUACCCCCUGCAGCGCUCCCAGCCCCCCCACCUGGGGCCCGAAGGGGAGGGGGGCUCCCCCCAGAGCUACAGGUGCUCAGGAGGAGAGAAGGAGUACCGCAAGUGCUUCUCACAGGUACGUCACACCUGGCCUCAGCCCGCACUCUCACAUCUACGUGUCAGAUGGUUCCUCACUAGAGUUCUCCUUCCGUUCCUCAGCGUUCGAACCCACAGUCUCCUGAAUGCUUUGCUCAUUCCUCAUUUUGUUAGCUGGAAUAUUUACAGCCUGUACAGUGCUUGCCACAGUGCUGAAAUGGACUGUUGGGUAGAAGUGAGCUGUAAAGUUGGAGGUCAGGUAUGUGUGUGUGUGCGUGUGUGUGUGGCUGUCUUGUGAUAGGUAGAUCAUUCCCCAGCUCCAACAGUAGUCUGUUGUGUCUGGGCGCUCAUAUGGAAACUGUUCCCCUUCUGCUCCAGGACGUUUACUGUGUGUACACUGGGUGGGCAUUAGAAUGGGUGUGUGUGUGUGUGUUUGCAUACGCAUUUGUCUGUGUGUUUAUGUGCACAUGCGUAGGUUUUUAACGUGUGCGUGUGGGCACAGGCAGUUCCUGUCUGUGUGUGUGUGUGUGUGUGUGUACACAUGUAGAGGUUUGUGUGUGUGUGUGUAUUGCAGCGCCAGGCCUGUCGCUGGGCCUACAUGACUCGCUGUGAUCCCUCAGAGCUGCAGCGGUGGACUGAGCUCAGGGACGCAGGGAGAGACACACCCGUCAGUCCUGAUGGGUCCACAGCACGACCCUGCUGCUGGAGCAGGAGGAAGGGGGCAAGAGGAGAAGUAGAAGGUGGAGGAGAAACAGGU
Messenger RNA from Hypomesus transpacificus, 2778 nucleotides. RefSeq names its product ADAMTS-like 4 (gene adamtsl4). Gene Ontology annotation, molecular function: metalloendopeptidase activity. The coding region runs from base 583 to 2319 and encodes 578 amino acids. The record is from RefSeq and is a predicted model, not a curated record. Gene Ontology annotation, biological process: extracellular matrix organization. NCBI's taxonomy places the organism in Eukaryota, Metazoa, Chordata, Actinopteri, Osmeriformes, Osmeridae. The transcript is spliced from 4 exons. Gene Ontology annotation, cellular component: extracellular matrix.